AUGCACGGAAUAAUCUCUGAUGAGAAAGCGAUGAAGGUACCAGCGAGCGAAGCAUGGAAGUUGAUCGGCACUCUCCAACUCGCCAAAUUUGUAGAAGAAUCACUACCGAAUUUCUGCAGCAAAAUCGACGUCCUAGAAGGCGAUGGUGCCGUCGGAACCAUCCUUCGCCUUUCCUUCCCUCCAGGCACAGGUGAGAGCGGAUUGGAGUGGUUGAAGGAGAAAUUCACAGUAGUAGAUAAUGAAAAACUAGUGAAGGUGACGGAGGUGGUGGAAGGCGGGUAUUUGGAUGUAGGUUUCACGCUCUACCGGUUUAAAUUGGAAGUGAUGGAAGCCGCGGAGGAGAAAGAGAAAGAGAAAGAGAAGCAUUGUAUAGUUCGAUAUACAAUAGAAUACGAGGUGAAGCAAGACGCCGCCGCCAAUGCCUCCCUCGCUUCCAUUCAACCCCUCACUGCCAUCAUGCAGCUUGCCGCUGAUUAUUUGCUCCGAAACUACAAUAAUACUAAUUAAUAACUCAACUCAACUACAUCUUUAAUAAUUUGCUUGCUCAUAUCUAGUUUUUAUGAGUUUAAUAAUGUGCUCAAAUUCUUUGUAUUGGGCUGCUUUCAUUCAUUUUCUUUUAGCUCAAUGCUGUUUAAUUUCUCUCAA
This is a messenger RNA of Salvia miltiorrhiza (redroot sage), 645 nucleotides long. RefSeq names its product norbelladine synthase-like. Gene Ontology annotation, cellular component: cytoplasm; nucleus. The transcript is spliced from 3 exons. Bases 1 to 507 code for a protein of 168 amino acids. Gene Ontology annotation, biological process: defense response; abscisic acid-activated signaling pathway. NCBI's taxonomy places the organism in Eukaryota, Viridiplantae, Streptophyta, Magnoliopsida, Lamiales, Lamiaceae. The record is from RefSeq and is a predicted model, not a curated record. Gene Ontology annotation, molecular function: signaling receptor activity; abscisic acid binding; protein phosphatase inhibitor activity.